GGAGAGGAGGGAGAGAGGGAGGGAGAGGGAUAGUUGAGUUGUGUCCCAUACAUGGAGACAAAAAAGGCAGCGGUGAACACAAGGUCUGCUCUCUGCUCUCUGCUCUCUGCUCUCUGCUCUCUGCUCUCUGCUCUCUGCCCAACAGGAUUAUCUAACUGCUGCGUUCAGAUAGAAAGAGAAUCUGCAGGCAUGAAUAGGGUAAGAAGGGUGUUGUAGCCCGUUAGUACUGGCAACCCCUAACAGUGAUGGACAACAGGCAGACAGAUGCUAACCUGGACCUGGCUGGUUACUGCUCUCCUCUGACAGAACUACUCUCCUCCUAACUGAGACCAGCUCCACAGAAUGUUGAGCCCCGUUGCCCCCUAUAGCCUGUAUAAGAUGCACUGGAACCCGGAGCAUGCCCAGUCCCUCAGUCAGUCCCUCAGCCAGUCCCUCAGCCAGUGGCCUGAGCAGCACCUGGAUGUGUCUUCCACCACCUCCUCACCGGCCCACAAGUCUGAGCUUUACGCCGCUGGCCACGCCCACGGCCGAGGUGGCUACGCCUGGGCCAAUGAUGACAUCUCAGCCCUCACCGCCUCCAACCUGCUGAAGAGCUAUGCAGAGAAGUACUGUGAUGUUCUAGACUCGCCAUACGACCGUCCACCGGGGCCCGCUGUAGGGGCCUACCCAGAGCCAGGGGCUUUCGGGGGCCUUAUUGGCCUCAAGACUGAGCUGGAACACUGGCCCCUGAGCCACAGUGCAGAAGGGCUAUACCCCGGGUCCCUGGAUGGUCUCUCGGGCCCGAAGGCCGGGGCCACAUCAGCAGGGCCCCCAGGGGCGAGCAAUAUGUCAGGGGUCAACAGUAACCUCUCAGAAUCUUGUUAUAGUGGUAGCAGCUCCUCCUCUGGCUCUCACUCAGGUGACUACAACCGCCCCAGCUACAACGGUACCUACGUCUCGCCUGGCUACUGCCCCCAGCCCCCUUCAGCACUCCCCCCUGCCUCCCUCCAACACCCCCUCCAGCCCACACCCACCCUGUUGCCCAGCUACUCCCUCUCCACCUCGGUCUACAACUACCCCCCCAGCAGCUACCCCCACCAGCCCGGCCUGGGCCCCACCUACAGCCACCCCUCUGCAGGGUACUUACCCCCGGGGCUGGCCGCCCCCACUCCCCUCCCGUCUCGGCCCACCGUGGUCGGGGGUAGCUACGGCUACCAGGAAUCCAGAGGUGGGUUGAAGAGGAAGGCGUUUGAAAUGUCAUUAGACGAGGAGGAGGAUGGCUCUAGAUACAGUAAGUAUACAAGCUACGACCCAGUGAAGCCCGGAGGAGGGGACUCUCUCUCUCCCUACAGAGUGGGAGAUAAAGAAAACAGUGGCUUCACCACGGGCAGCACAGAUCCCCAGGCCUUCAAGCCCAGUAAGCCCUCCUCCCAGCUCCUCGUGUCUCCUCCGUACAGGGUGGCUUUAGCAGGGGACUACAGCCCACCAGCAGGGAUGACUGGGGAGAACGUAGGAGGAGGAGGAGGGUCAGAGAACCAGGGCUUCACCCAGCAGCAGCACCACUCCUCCCUGGUCCACAACAAUAAACUCCCCUCCCUGCAUGGCCAGGGCCAGCCUGGGUCUGGGCCAGGGGAGUCGGGCAGCCUGAAGAGCCCAGACCCCAGGCUUCUGGAUCUAGUCAAUGGGGAGUUGCUGGACUGUAGCCCGGCCCUGCUAUGGGGGGAGCUGGCUGGGCUGACCCAUGUCAAGGCUGCCCUGGAGGAGGAGCUGCUGUGGCCCUGUCUUAGGCCCAGCCCCGCUGUCCGCCCCCCAGCCACUGUUCUGUUAUUCGGCCCCCGAGGAGGCGGGAAGACCACCCUAGCACGCUCCAUGGCCUCCCAGCUUGGGGCCUCCUUCUAUAGGCUCAGCGGGGCCAUGUUAGCCUCUAAAGGCAAGGCUGAGGCUGAGGGGAUCCUGGAGGCCACACUGCAGGUGGCGGGGUUGAGGCAGCCCUCCGUGGUGCUGCUCAGUGAGGUGGAGGCUAUGGAGAAGGAGGAGGGGUUGAGGCAGGUGUUGCUAUCUGCCCUGGAGAAGGCCCAGAUGGAGUUAGGAUCGGCGGGAGGAGCCCCUGGGCUGGUGAUCAUGGUGUGUGCCACCGGUAGGCCAGAUCUGCUCCAGGAUGCUGUGCAUCGGAGCUUCGCCAAGCGCUACCACGUGGGCCUGCCAGAUGCUUUUUACAGAAAGCCGAGUUGAGCGCAACGUGCAUCUCCAGUUAGUUAGGAUUCCAUCCAAAGAUCUUGGUUAUUCGUGAUCCAAGACAUAAAUCAGCAAUGUGUUGUCAAGGUGACAUGGUCCAAGGAAAUGGAUAGUCAGGGUCCUGUUCAUGAGGCACCAAACAAAAUAAAACAUACAGAAACAGGGAAGGAACAACCUGGAUUUGUCCAUUAAGAAAAAUGUAUUUUCGAUUUCCAUUGCAAAACAGACUGAAUAGGGCCAGGACUACCUGGACUCGUCCAACAUAGAACACACAUUUUUGUUUUCCAUCGCAAAACUUUUUAAAACGUUUGCCCUAAUGAACAGGACCCAGGGUUGAUUUGGGAGAACCCCCUGUUGACUGACUGCUACUCUCAGGACUUUAUUCAUUACAGUCCUCCCCUGUGGUGUUUUAGAUGUCAUUACCUUAUUCAUUACCAGUCCCCCCCUGUGGUGUUUUAGAUGUCAUUACCUUAUUCAUUACCAGUGGUGUUUUAGAUGUCAUUACCUUAUUCAUUACCAGUCUACUCCUGUGGUGUUUUAGAUUUCAUUACCUUAUUCAUUACCAGUCCUCUCCUGUGGUGUUUUAGAUGUCAUUACCUUAUUCAUUACCAGUCCUCUCCUGUGGUGUUUUAGAUGUCAUUACCUUAUUCAUUACCAGUGGUAUUUUAGAUUUCAUUACCUUAUUCAUUACCAGUCCUCCCCUGUGGUGUUUUAGAUGUCAUUACCUUAUUCAUUACCAGUCCCCCCCUGUGGUGUUUUAGAUUUCAUUACCUUAUUCAUUACCAGUCCUCUCCUGUGGUGUUUUAGAUUUCAUUACCUUAUUCAUUACCAGUCCUCCCCUGUGGUGUUUUAGAUUUCAUUACCUUAUUCAUUACCAGUGGUGUUUUAGAUUUCAUUACCUUAUUCAUUACCAGUCCUCUCCUGUGGUGUUUUAGAUUUCAUUACCUUAUUCAUUACCAGUCCACUCCUGUGGUGUUUUAGAUUUCAUUACCUUAUUCAUUACCAGUCCUCUCCUGUGGUGUUUUAGAUUUCAUUACCUUAUUCGUUACCAGUCCUCUCCUGUGGUGUUUUAGAUUUCAUUACCUUAUUCAUUACCAGUCCUCUCCUGUGGUGUUUUAGAUGUCAUUACCUUAUUCAUUACCAGUGGUAUUUUAGAUUUCAUUACCUUAUUCAUUACCAGUCCACUCCUGUGGUGUUUUAGAUUUCAUUACCUUAUUCAUUACCAGUCCUCUCCUGUGGUGUUUUAGAUUUCAUUACCUUAUUCAUUACCAGUCCUCCCCUGUGGUGUUUUAGAUUUCAUUACCUUAUUCAUUACCAGUGGUGUUUUAGAUUUCAUUACCUUAUUCAUUACCAGUCCUCUCCUGUGGUGUUUUAGAUGUCAUUACCUUAUUCAUUACCAGUCUACUCCUGUGGUGCUUUAGAUUUCAUUACCUUAUUCAUUACUAGUCCUCUCCUGUGGUGUUUUAGAUGUCAUUACCUUAUUCAUUACCAGUCUACUCCUGUGGUGCUUUAGAUUUCAUUACCUUAUUCAUUACCAGUCCUCCCCUGUGGUGUUUUAGAUGUCAUUACCUUAUUCAUUACCAGUGGUGUUUUAGAUUUCAUUACCUUAUUCGUUACCAGUCCUCUCCUGUGGUGUUUUAGAUGUCAUUACCUUAUUCAUUACUAGUCCUCUCCUGUGGUGUUUUAGAUGUCAUUACCUUAUUCAUUACCAGUGGUAUUUUAGAUUUCAUUACCUUAUUCAUUACCAGUCCUCUCCUGUGGUGUUUUAGAUGUCAUUACCUUAUUCAUUACUAGUCCUCUCCUGUGGUGUUUUAGAUGUCAUUACCUUAUUUAUCACCCUAUUUAGCAUCAUUAUUGGUCAUUUGGGUGUGAAAAGAGCUUAGGAUCUAUCUGAAUAACUUUUCUUUUUUUUUUAAACCCCAAAAUAUCAAUAGUAGCUCAUCGUCUCUUAUUGACUUAAAACAUAGCUUCUCACCAAAAUCAUGACAUCAUGACCAUUACAAAAAUCAAACUUUAAAAAAACGUUGAAAUGGAACGUAUUGGUCAUGGUACUGGGCUGUAUUUGAUAAUAGACUCGGUGGUUCGAGCCCUGAAUAUUGAUUGGCUGAAAGCCGUGAGACUGUAUACCACGGGUAUGACAAACAUUUAAUUUGACUGUUCUAGUUACAUUUGUAACCAGUUUAUAAUAGCAAUAAGGCACCUUUGGAGGUUUGUGGUAUGCUAUAUGGCCAAUAUACCACAGCGUAGCGUUGUUCCUAAGAACAGCCCUGAGCCGUGGUAUAUUUGCCAAAUACCACACCUCCUCAGGCCUUAUUGCUUAAAUAUACAACGCUAUAAUUCAAAGACAUAAGCAUAAUGUCCACACAUGUAUUUGAAUGUUGAUUUAUCACAUAUUCCUCGUUCACCAGUUCCUGAGAAUGUUGCUUUAAUACAAAAUAUAACACACACAGGCACUGCAAGGCAAGAUGGCAGCUCCUUGGAUGUUGCUUUAAUACAAAAUAUAACACACACAGGCACAGUAAGGCGGAAGCCUUGUUUGAAAUGCUCAGGAAAAAAUGAAUUUACCUCAGAAAUUUGAAAUAAAGAAUGUAUGUAAUCUUCAGGUCUUGGUGGAGAGAGUAGAGGAGGAGAGAAAGAGGAGAGAAAGAAGAGGAGAGAAAGAGGGGGAGGAAAAAGAGAAGAGCCCUAACAGAGUCCUGUUGCAUACACACUGCAGCUGUCUGUGCAUAUACCUUUGGGGAGAAACUUGAAAAUGCUACAAAGAGUAACAUUGAAUGUAAUUCAGGUAUUUCACAGGAUAUUUGACGCCAUAAAAUCAAUGGUUUUAUUAUUAUAUGUGAAUAUAAAUACAUGUUUUUAAAUUUGAAUGUCUAUUUUUCUUUUGGUGGAAGGCUGGUUGUGUUUAUGAAGUGUUAUGUUGAACACAGAAAAUAUUAGAUUUUUGUUGGACAAACUGUUUACAAAUCAACCCAAAGCAUUGUGUUUACAUGUACUAUUCACAAAUGAAUGUUAUAUACACAUUUUAUUGUAAUAGAUGCAAAUCUUCAUUGAAAGAUGUAAACAAAAGGUGUACAUUUAAAUGACACUUAUAUUUCAAACCUGGACACAGACAAGAUAUAACAGAAGAAAAUAGAAGAUGCACCUGAAGAUGUUGUCUAAUAAUAAAAAGAGAGAAGCCUAGUUGUUAGACCAUUGGGCCAGUAACCGAAAGGUUGCUGGAUUAAAUCCCCGAGCUGACAAACAAGGUAAAAAAUCUGUCGUUCUGCCCCUGAGCAAGGCAGUUAACCCACUGAUCCCUGGGUGCUGAAGACGUGGAUGUUGAUUAAGGCAGCACCUCUCUGGUUCAGAGGGGUUGGGUUAAAUGCGCAAGACACAUUUCAGUUGAAUGCAUUCAGUUGUACUACUGACUAAGUAUCCCCCUUUUCCUAAUCAGUAUUAUGCUUUAUGUAAAAUACAAUACUAGAUAUAACAUGUAGACAAUCCAGAGGAAAACAUAUUCACAGUGUUGUAUCUCUACCACUCUGUUUAACAAAAGUCUGGAAACAUGAGGUCAUUCAGUUCAGUUCUGUACUGACGUGAUGUCAUGAAUAUUGGUUUGUUACCAUAGUUAUGUAGACUGGAGGCACACGCUGGAGGAUGAUGUAAUGUUCUUACCCCCCCACCCCCAAUGCAAUCUCAUUAUGGUAGUAUCACCCCCCCCCCCCCCCCCCCCCCCUAUUUUGGAGUGGCAUUGCUCUGAUUGGAUAUAUCACCACUCUGGCCUCCCAGUGUCCUCAGUACAGCUGGUGUCUUCAGUCAUGCCAUACAGCCGGGUCAAACACACUGACCCCAAGGUUCAGGCACAUAUUGAUCACUUUGUCUCAAAUGGCACCCUAUUCCCUUUAUAGUACACAACUUUUGACUAGGGCCUUGGUCAAACGUAAUGCACUAUAUAGGGAAUAGGGUGCCAUUGGCAACAUGGUAGGUCUAAUAAACUAAAAAUACAUCUUUAAACCAAGCAGGAGAACUCAGCCUUGGGAGGGUACUGAGAGAUGGGUUAAAUAUGUAAUCAUUUACAUGCAACUACAUCAAGAUACAUAAUUGAUAAUAAUCAUUACAGGCUGUUAUAAUUAGCUUUCAGAUAGAGGUGUUGCAUAUCUGGCAGGGCCUGAGGCUUGAGGCCAACUGUCGUAGUUUAAAACAGAGGUAAUGAGAGUUUAGUUCAUGAAUAGCAGCCUAUAUCUAUACUAUAAUUAGUCAAUGUGAUUCGUUAAACAUCUUUCAGCCAGUUCACCAGGCUCAGAUUCCCCAAAACGUCCAUGUUUGUCUAACAUGUAGAUUUAGAAGAACAUACUUAUUUUGUUAAUUUUUCUGUCAGUUGUUUACUUGUUUUUACUUAAUGGAUUACCUCGCUAAACAUAUAUGCUUGAUGGUAUCAGUCCGAGUUCAUUAGCAGGAACGGCUCAGAUCAUUAGAAGGUAUUGAUGAUUGGGUGAGGUAGCCCUUUUAAAGUGCAAUGAGCUCACAACGUCUGGCUGAUUUCUUGGAAAAAGACUUGGUGAUAAACUGAUUAUCACAGAAUAGUCACCCAAUAUGACUAAAUAGUCAUAGGAUAGUCACUAAAUAGUCUCAGAUUUAACCGAAACACUGA
Messenger RNA from Oncorhynchus mykiss (rainbow trout), 6844 nucleotides. RefSeq names its product fidgetin like 2 (gene fignl2). The record is from RefSeq and is a predicted model, not a curated record. NCBI's taxonomy places the organism in Eukaryota, Metazoa, Chordata, Actinopteri, Salmoniformes, Salmonidae. Gene Ontology annotation, molecular function: ATP hydrolysis activity; ATP binding; microtubule severing ATPase activity.